This is a messenger RNA of Symbiodinium pilosum, 837 nucleotides long. The record is from the annotation of a GenBank genome assembly. NCBI's taxonomy places the organism in Eukaryota, Dinophyceae, Suessiales, Symbiodiniaceae.
GCGAGCGACCAUGGAGGAGGUCACGCCUCCGAAGAUCAUGGAGACAGUAGCCACGGAACCGAUCACCAUGACAACAGCCACGGCUCCGAUGGCCAUGGCGACAGCCAUGGCGACAGCCAUGGCUCCGGACAUCGGCGUCUGCAGGGUGCAGUCGAGGGCUUCCAUCGUGUGAUCAUCAGCGCCCCAGUGGAGAUUGGCACUGAGAACGCAUUGCUCCGAGAGUUGGGCUUGCCUUUCGAGGCGUACCGGGACUCCAUCAGCGCCAUGCAUCCCUACAACAUCGAGAAUACGGUGAACUUGCGCCGAAACAUCCAGAAGGCGCUGGACGGUCCAUGGAUGUGGUACCGAGGUGGCAUGGCGACACCAGGGUGCCCUGAUUGGGGUGUGCGAUGGCUUAUGCUGGAGACGCCGCUGCAAGCUAGCAUGUCUCAGCUGAACUACCUCGACAUGAAGGUUUCAGGCAUGGACUCCACGCGCGUGUUCCACGUGGAGAUGGACGAUGCCACCUAUAAGGCCACUGUGUUCAAGCAGAGCGUGCCGAUGAUGGCGGUGGACAAGCACAGCACCUGCAGUGCCGAUGUUGAGUGGAACUAUGAUGAUCCGAGCUGCUGGGCCGUGAAGCAUCCCAUUUGCGCUCAGGGCGCCCUCCAAUCUCCCAUCCACAUCGAAAGGUCUUCGGUGAAGAAGGCAGGAAAGGACAACUUCUUGAACAAGUGCAGCUGGCGUCCGGUCAAGAACCUCCAUGUUGUGAACUUUGGUAAGGGCCUUGUCAUUCCGAGCACACAGCUGGGCUACAUUGAACUGACUGGUGAGGACGGCUUUCCCGACUUCUUUGAG